AUGUGGAAGAAAUUAGGGCUACCCAGACCGCCCAGUCCCUCUGACAGUGACGAUGAAGCGUGGGACGCACCUCCACCGGCCAUCAUCAACACCGAGACACCACCGGCCACAAGCACAGGAACAGGACGCACCGAUUCACCGGCCGUCCAGAUAUAUCGCCGGCAAAAGAAACGGCAAAGAACGCCGCCACCACCAUCCACAAUAGCCCCGUCGGCAAACCCUGCGGGCGAAAUGCUACCUGAAGCCACCACUUCCUCCGGCUACAGCCAGAAACGGCCACGAACACAGUCGCCACCAAGAUCAGACCCAGAGCCAGAACCUGCCAUGCAUCCCGCCGGACACAAAGAAAGCGCUGUGCCCACUGAUACGCCCACUGAGGCACCCACUGAUUCCACCAGCGCUGUGCCCAGCGAUGUGCCCAGCGAUGCGCCCAUGGACCUACCAAGUGAUGUGGCUAGCGAUGUGCCCAGCGACACACUCAGUGAUGUGCCCAACAAUUUGCCCAGCGAUUUGCCCAGGCCAGUGUACCCUGAUCACAUCGUCAAAUCCCUGACAUUCAACAAAAUUUCUGAGCGAACUAGGCUGCUUAAAAUUUCAUCCCUACCAUAUCACCCAGGAAUUCGGCAUAGCCAUGGGCUGUGA
Molecule: messenger RNA, 642 nt
Organism: Manihot esculenta (cassava)
Lineage: Eukaryota; Viridiplantae; Streptophyta; Magnoliopsida; Malpighiales; Euphorbiaceae
Exons: 2
Coding region: 1-642 (213 amino acids)
Source: RefSeq, a predicted model, not a curated record